Messenger RNA from Ilyonectria robusta, 1926 nucleotides. RefSeq lists its product as uncharacterized. Bases 119 to 1768 code for a protein of 549 amino acids. The record is from RefSeq and is a predicted model, not a curated record. The transcript is spliced from 3 exons. NCBI's taxonomy places the organism in Eukaryota, Fungi, Ascomycota, Sordariomycetes, Hypocreales, Nectriaceae. Gene Ontology annotation, molecular function: oxidoreductase activity, acting on CH-OH group of donors; flavin adenine dinucleotide binding.
CCUGGAGGAUGGUUCUCUUCCACAUUUUUACAUCAGUCUUUCCUCGCCACCUGUUCCCUCUAUACACGCGCUCUGACGCAAAGUUGCUUUUUCAGAGUUUGGUACAACGUCGAUCACAAUGGGCUCCGUUACUUAUGAUUACCUCAUUGUAGGGGGCGGCCUCGCUGGCUGCGUCCUUGCCAGUCGAUUGCACCAAUAUGACGAAGAUGCCAAAAUUGUCCUCAUCGAAGCUGGUCCUGAUACUCGCACGCGCCCUGACACCCUUAACCCUCAGACGUUAAACCUUGGCGGAGACUUGGACUGGAAAUACGAAUCUGAGCCGAUCCCCGGGUAUCUCAACCGAACCAUCCCCGUCAACGCUGGAAAGGGAUUGGGUGGCGGCUCAUCUAUCAACUCCGGCGGUUGGACUCGCGGUUCCUCUAUUGAAUAUGAUGAGUGGGCCGCUCUCGUAUCCGACGAGCGUUAUAGCUAUGAGGGUCAGGUCCCUUGGUUCAAGAAGGCCGAGCACUGGUUCGACAACACGAACCCUGAGCAGCAUGGCCGAAAUGGACCGAUUCACAUUGUGUCUGCGCAGUCUGCGAACCGCACAUUCCCACUGAGCGAGCACGCUAUUGCAGGUUGGGAGGAGCUCGGUGUCAAGGCACUCCCCGGCUUGGACCAGAAUGCUGGCGACAACCUCGGCCGCGCUUACAUCUGCCAGGCCAGAAACAACGGCAAGCGUUCGUGGUCUGCAGGAGAAUACCCUCUCGAAGGAGUCGAGAUCCGCUUUAACACUUUCGUGAACAAGGUGGUCUUAGAGACUAGUGGCGAAAUACCCAAGGCUACGGGUGUUGAAUUGGCCGAUGGCACUAUUGUGCUGGCCAAGAACGUCGUUGCUGCCGCCGGAACAUUCCGUUCUCCUCAGCUCCUUCAACUUUCAGGGAUUGGAUCUGCUGCCGACCUGAAGGAGGUUGGAAUUGAGGCUGUCAUCGACCUCCCGGAGGUUGGUCAGGGUCUGACUGAUCAUACUUCUUUCUUUCAACACUGGCGUCUACGAGACCCUUCUGCAGGAUACACCCUCGGCUCCCCGAAUCCCCUCUUUGCCCAACCGCAGUACUCAGAUGGAGUGCCCAUGGACUGGAUUGUCUCCACUACUGUUCCCAAGGAGGGUCUCGCCGAGGCUAUCAAAAAGGAUGAGGGCAAGGAACCCGAUGCCGCUACCCACCCUUUCCUUAGCAAAACGCGUACUUUCCUUGAGAAUAUCGUGUUAUAUGCCAAGGUUCCUUUCGCUGGCGUCCAGUUCGACGCUGAGCAUAUGACAACCGCUGUUGUUAGCUUCUUGCCAACUUCAAGAGGUAGCGUAUCUCUCAGCUCCUCUAAUCCUGAGGAUCAGCCUAAGAUCAGCUUUAACUUCUUAUCCACUGAGGUAGACAAGUACGUCUUCCGCCAGGGUCUUCGGCAGCUAACCCAGUUCAUGCUGGGCCCCAAAUUUGGCCAGUUCAUCGAGGGUGAAUCAGUUCCGGCGGUCCUCGGCCUUGACCCUGUGACACUUGACGACAGUGACGAGAAGCUUGAUCUCAGGCUAGCUUCUGCCAGUUCCACGACAUGGCAUCCCGCUGGAACCUGCUCCAUGGGUAAGGUUGUGGAUACAGAAUUCCGGGUCAAGGGAGUCGAGGGUCUGAGGGUCGUUGAUGCUUCGGUUAUUCCCCUUGCCUUGAGCGCUCACAUCCAAGCACCAGUUUAUGCCCUUACUGAGCAAGCUGCUGCUAUUAUUGCUGGGAAGUCAUAAGAGGACGGUAGCAACAGAAUAACAAGCUGUGUUAGAUAAAGUAUCCGGUAGCUCAUCUGAUGAAGAGGCAUCUGAGCAUUCACGUUCCAACGUCUAUCCACUAGAAAGUGACUGUCUACCCGUAAUUUGGAGCCCAUUUGAGCAGUUAUUGUUGCAGC